UGACAUAUCCGCAUUGAGAAGUGCAUCCCUGUAGUGUGGCACCAAGUGCAAUGUCCCGUCCUGUUGGGGGUUCUUGGAGGGGAUUGGGGGUUGGAGCUCGAUCAAUACUGGGGAGCCGCCCCAUUCUGCCGUUAGUUGUAGACCACCCUCCAAACAGAGAAGACACAGAGACCUCGUGCUACUGUUUUACCUAGUGGCUGACUUAUUUCCAAGCAGGGAGAAGAAGAAACUUGACAGCAGGAGUUUCGUUCGAGUUGUUUUUGGAUGUGAUCGAUGUGCAGGACGAAGAUAUUUGGUGCAGGGUUAUUUGGAGAAGACCAGUUUUGACAAUCACCGAACCUAACCUAUAUACAAAGACCAAAACCGCUCCACGUCUGGAUCGAGACCUCACAAGAGAGAAGAAAAACUUCAUCCCCUCCGGAAAAUUCGUGGAAGUUAUACGGAGAGGAAAUUGACAAUUAUGCCCUGCCACCAAAUUUAAAUUAGCCUGGAACCAAUUCAUCGGUACCUCUGGCCGAAUCGAUAAGGGGCUGACGAUGUGAUUUUCCUGACCUUCUGCCCCCGCGAAGCCCAAGGAGAAGAAAAACACACACACUAAGAUGCACGGCUCAGCUGGACUCCACUCGGCCAUGGCCAUCAAGAGGCAGAGGAGGAUUCGAGAACAGGCCAAGAAGAGGGAGAGGGAGAGAAGGCUCUCGUCCCGCACCAGCAGCAUAGACAGCAUAGACCACCCGCCCUCCAAGAAGGUAUCCUCCAGGGCUCCACCUUCAGAUCCCACCUUGGCCUCCGGCAUCGGCAUGCUCCACAUCGGCGUCUGCUUCAUUGUGUUCGGCCUCUUCCUCGUAGGUUCCGGCCUGCUGCCGGACGACAUGAUGUCCUGGACCACCGGAGGCUAUUGGAACGAGCUGGUGGCCACAGGUAUCUUCGUCAUAUGUAUAGGGAUUUUUCUUUUGAUUCUAAACCUGAUAGUCAGUAAGAAGGAGGAGGAAGACCUCAACGAUUACGUCCAAAGACAGCUGACGAGGUCGCGUAGCGGUCAUCGUCUAGAGCGAGACGUAGAAACCGGUUGUCUCACCACCAAGAACUACCGGAAAGCGAUGGAGAAGAAGCGCGAGGACAGGGAGAGAGGUGUCGACCUAACCCCUGUCCAUUCGCCUCACAACAAGAGCGCUCCUCCGCAUAAUCAGCACGUGCAGAACGGUGAGGCUCAUUUAGAGAAGAUCCUAGAGGAAGACGUGUUCGAGAGGGAAGACGUGAGACAUACGGAUCUCAGAGAAACGAUAUCGAACACUACCACGGCCAGUCUGAGCCCGGGGUCGCCUUCAGAAACUAGGGAGUUGAUAAUAAACGGCAGGCAGUUCAGUUUUAAUUCCAGGCAGUAUUAGUGUGUAAUACCCUUAGCACAAUUUUCUCAGCUCAACUUGUUCUAUAUUUUCUGAUAUACGCAGUCAAAGCGUGCGCAGUAUCGGGCUUUACGCUUAAAACAUGAACGUUUGGUUCACAUUUGAUAGUUAAAAUAAUCGUGUACAAGUAUAAUUUCCAUAGGCCUGUUUGUUCAUUCGUUCAACUUUCAGGUUUAAUCAGCUCUAUUGGUGUAUUUUCAUUGAAAUUAUUAUUCAACACGGUAAAAUACCAGAAAUUGUCGCGUAAGAAGUAAAGCAUUAAUAGUCUCAAAUUUUUCGUACAAAAAAGUAACUAGCAUUUUUCUUCAUGAAAAUUUCUUGAUACAUUGGUCCCAGAGGGGCGAAGUUUCAGAGGAAAAAUCCUGAAGAGUUGUUGGUGCCUUUUGUGAACAGCUGCUUUGGGAGUAUGAUAUCAUUUCGCAUUAGCAUAACUUCCACUUUAUACACUUGGCACUGGUCUUGAAUUCAGGUGAAAGAAAAUUUAUUGCCUUCUAGGAAACACAGUGUUACCUCAGCAUUUCACCUUACUUUGAAUAAUUAGCCUUUGGGUAAAUAAUGAUUUGAAUAAAUGAUUAAGGUAUUGUUGUAGCACGAAUCAACCAUGUAAUUUAUGCGGGAUACAUGCGUGCAAAUGUCAUCAGAAACGAGCAAAUAACAUAUAAGUUCAAGAAUUUUUUCAUUCGAAAAUAUAUAUUGAUGUUGUUACGCUCAUUGAAGAAGAAGUUCUUCUUCGGCAGCUAUUCUUUCCAAAAGAAACAGGAACCUUCGACACUACAUUCUUCUACAAGCUUAGUUAGUUAGUUUAGGUAAAAAAUGAUGUCAUAAAACGUUUUCUAGCAUCGUUGCCAGACUGUAGAUUACUUGUCAAAGUAUUAUCAUACUUCAAAUUUUUUUCAAUUUGUGGUGGAUUUUGAAAAACGGUGGAAUUUACAUGACAAACCAAGUCAAUUUUGAAAAGAUGAAAUAUAAACGUCUAUAAUUCGAUUCACAAUCAGAAUGACACAUCGUCAACACCGUGAAUAUCCCCAGAUUUGUGAAGAUUUCAUGCAAUAACAAGAAGUUUUUGGUAAAUAUCAAAAUCUUACUAGGUAUACGUCAUUUCAUACCUAAAGUUCCUAUAGCUAAAAGCAGUUUUUUUCCAAGGAUUCUCAAUAUGCUUCAGAAGUAUAUUGCCUCAAUUAGACGGGGACGAAUUUUGUUCAUUAAACCAUUCACUUUACGUUCAAAUCCUUAAUUUUAUUCAACUCUACAUAAAAAGUACCUAGACUGAAGGAGAUAAUUUCAUUUCAAUAAAAAAAAAAUUUAAUUCGAACUAAUGCGUGUCAAAGCGUUAAUUAUAAUUGACACUAAUUACACUGCGGAUUUUCUGUUUAAUUCUCACAUACGCCUUUCAUGAAGCAUUAAAGGAAAACGCUGUGUUGGGGUAAACGCCAAGCCUGAUUAAAAUCAUUCAUGCCCUAACCCUUCAUUCAGAAGAGACUUUAUGAAAAAGCACUUAUACGAACGUAGCGUGAGUUAAAUGUUUCACAAUAUUAAUCAACUCAUCCUCUAUUUGCAUAAUUCUGGAAUAACAUCGAUUGCGCACACGCUAAACGAAAUAUGAGCAGCACACUAUAUCAGAGCCGUCGUUAGCCUAACUGGCGCCCUAGCAGGGACCUAAUUUUUCACCCUGAAAGUAGUCCACACUGCAGAAUGCGAAAAAUUACCUAAUAUUGGGUAAUUGGGGAAACAUUAAUUGAGAAAAAAGGCAGGAAUUUCGAAAAUAAAUGAAUUUCAUGAUUGGUUAGGUUAGGUUAGGUUAUGAUUGGUAAGAAAAAAUUAACCUUCGUCUUUUGAUCAUUAGAAUGCUUGAUUUUUGCUGACCUAUGGAAAUUAUACAAAUACGAAAAACAUUCAUUGAAUUCAAUUCAACAUAUCUCGAAUACUAGGUUCAAGAAAAUCUGUUCCUUACUCUUCGCAGGUUUACAAUCAUUAGGUAAGAUUGUAGUGAAAUUUCUCUAUAUUUUCGAGUUAUAUUAGACUCUUUCCGGUAUGUAACCGUAGAUUUUGGGCCAAGGGCUUUCAAACUGCUUUGACUGCAUUCUUCGUGAAUUCUAAAAAAAAAUAAUAUCUAUUUUCAUUCCAUAUAGAAACCAACGAAAAAGAGCUGCCAAAAGUUCAGGCAAUGUGCCAUUUCUAUAUAUGAUAAGAUCAGUCACCAAAUUACCUAAUUCCAAUCAAAAUCAAAAUUUAGAUGUUGAAUUCUUUUUUUAUGUGUUAAGAGUGCCAGUUGGCUCCAUAUUGAAAAAUUACUUUUGAUAGCUUCUUCUAGAAUGCACUACUCCAAAUGCACUGUGAUCUUAAUAUAAUCAACAAUUUUUGUAUGUAUAUUCGAUCAAACCUAGCUGAUCGUAAUAUUUCAUAGUUUAUACGGAAAAUUGAAAGGUUUGAUGUCCAUUUUUAUUGUUGUUAUAUCAAGAAGAAGGGCACAGAUGAUAUUUUAGAUGUGGAAUCAUCAAAAAACGAAAAAAAAUCUUUCGUUUUUCGACUUUUCUACUAACUUCUUCUCGAUUUUUUUGAUCUAUAGCUAUUUCUAUAUAAAUUCGAUCUUCACUUUAGUUAUGUGAUAGAAAAGAAGACGAUCGUCAAUUCUUUCCUAUGAAAAAGUACUAUUUAGCAUAACAAGGUAAUGCAGAUUGAACACAACUUGAUUCGAUUCAUUUUAUGCACUGUAUUUUGUAUUGUUGAUAGUUCUUGAUUUCUUGAAGAUUAGACGAAACAGCAUUUAAAAUUUCACUCAUCAUAAAAUGAUCUGCAUUGAACUAAUCAAUUUUAUGUGUUUUAUGUACCUUUACCAGAAUUUUGGUGUUGUCGAAGGAAAUAAUUGAUGUAAUCAUGUGAUUUUUAUGAAGGCUGAUUUUGAUGAGGAGUGCAAUAAAUUAUAAUUUUCGCACAAAUGAGAAGCUACCGAUAUGUUCUAACAUGAUUAUUACCAAUAUUUAAAAUACUUUACACUUGGACGUUGUUUUAUAAUAAUGUUUUUUCUUGUUCUACCAUUCUGAAUGUUUGAUGUUGAAAAGCAAAAUGAAUAAUGUUGAAUGUUGUGACCUGGAGUUCUCCAUUUAUUGUAAUUUAUUAUAAUUUUAUUAUAUUUUUUCAACUAGCGUUCUAUAACAUCAUAAACUUGUUUGAAAUAUAAACUGAUAUCCUGCUAUCUUUUAUCAGAUUUUAUAUCGAUUAUGUUGAAGUUUGUUAUCGUUUCAGCUCAGACUGUUUUUCUCAAUUCCCGCAACCAAAACAAAUGUGUAAAACUCCAGAAAUCUGGAUCAUCCCUCCUGUAAUACAUUGAAACGUUCUUGGUGUUCACCUGAUACUUAUAGAAUAUAACCAAUUCAAAUAUCACGUUAAGGGAACAUAAAAUUUGAUAUUUAUAAACUAUAUAUUAUACGUAGAUGUGCUAACUGUACAUGAAGUUAGUAUCUGAUGAAAUAUUCUUUAGCUUCAAGGAACAAGUAUGAUAUAUAUGAUAAGCAUUCAUAUUAUAAUCGAGAAAAAUUGUGAUAUUUGUUUUUGAAUAUUCAGUAGCUUCUUUGGCAAUCUAAAUGUUUUCUUACUUUUGUAUAUAUCUAUUGCAGAGUUUCAAUAAAGUCUAUCUAAAUGA
Molecule: messenger RNA, 5043 nt
Organism: Harmonia axyridis
Lineage: Eukaryota; Metazoa; Arthropoda; Insecta; Coleoptera; Coccinellidae
Exons: 3
Coding region: 600-1385 (261 amino acids)
Source: RefSeq, a predicted model, not a curated record